Molecule: messenger RNA, 1008 nt
Organism: Rhinichthys klamathensis goyatoka
Lineage: Eukaryota; Metazoa; Chordata; Actinopteri; Cypriniformes; Leuciscidae
Product: inositol polyphosphate-5-phosphatase A-like
Exons: 8
Coding region: 130-615 (161 amino acids)
Biological process (GO): phosphatidylinositol dephosphorylation
Molecular function (GO): inositol-polyphosphate 5-phosphatase activity
Source: RefSeq, a predicted model, not a curated record
UGUGUGUGUGUGUGUCUCUGCAGGAUCACGGAUCAGCGGUUCGAGCGGCUGCCGUAUUUCGUCUUCGGGGACUUUAACUUCAGGUUGGACUCCAAGCAGGUCAUUGAGAGUCUCUGCUCGACCGCCACCAUGCAGACGGUGAGAUCCGCUGACACGAAUGAAGUGCAGAAACUGAUCUUCAGAGAGUCCGACAACGACCACAAGGUCCUCCUUCAGCUGGAGAAGAAGCUGUUUAACUACAUUAACCAGGACGUUUUCCGGGAAAACAAUGGAAUGCAGCUUCUAGAGUUUGACCGAGAGCUGUGUGUGUUUAAGGAGCGUCUUCAUGAGCUGGACAUCUCGUUUCCUCCAAGUUACCCGUACAGUGAGGACUCGAGUCAGGGAAAGCAGUACAUGAACACUCGAUGUCCCUCCUGGUGCGACCGAAUCCUCAUGUCCUCCUCGGCCAAAGACCUGAUCAUGAAGCCGGAGAACGAGGAGAAAUCAAUAACGUAUGACAACAUCGGACCCAAUGUGUGUAUGGGAGACCACAAGCCGGUCUACUUGUACUUUCGGUUAAACACAGGGGCAGGUAAACCUAAUGCAAAUAAGCACAAGUGUUGUGUCGUGCAGUGAUGUGGAAAACGGUGCCAAAAGGUGGAGAGGAUUUCAUGAAAAGCGGCCCUGUGCGAAGCUCCAACACGGGUGGAUGGACACACACACACACACACACACACACACACACACACACACACACACGCACGCAAACAGAGGACUCUGUAAAGACUUUUCAGCAGGACUGACCAGUCGCAUUUGUCGCAGUGCAUGCAAUCAUGUCCAUAGAAACGACACAUUGAGUUCAUGAAUGCUUCAAGAGUCGAGAUCAUGGACACACACACACACACACACACACACACACACACACUCACACUCACACACACUCAAUCUCCAUCAGAUGCUCUUCUCUGACGUCUCUCAGCCUUGUUUCCAAAACUCUAAUAUAGACCAUCAGAAAUUACUCUACAGAUU